This is a messenger RNA of Canariomyces notabilis, 1455 nucleotides long. RefSeq names its product PLP-dependent transferase. The transcript has 2 exons. The record is from RefSeq and is a predicted model, not a curated record. Gene Ontology annotation, molecular function: pyridoxal phosphate binding; transaminase activity. The coding region runs from base 1 to 1455 and encodes 484 amino acids. Gene Ontology annotation, cellular component: cytosol. NCBI's taxonomy places the organism in Eukaryota, Fungi, Ascomycota, Sordariomycetes, Sordariales, Chaetomiaceae.
AUGGGGCAGUUCCUCUCCACCACUUCCAAGUUUUCCCGUCAGGACACUCCCCGCAAGGCUGAGGCAGAUAUCUUGGACUCGACUUCAGAGUUGACCCGUUCAGAUACUCUCUCGGACAAUCUCCCAGUUCUUACCAAGGCAAAAGGCCACUACUGGUACCCUUCUAACGGCCCGAAGAUCCUCGAUGCUUGUGGAGGCGCUGGGGUUGCCUGCCUUGGGCAUGGCCGCCGCGACAUCAUCAAGGCGGCAAUUGCGCAGAUGAAGGACUGCUCAUACGCCUCAUAUGCCCACUUCAAGACGAGUCCAGCCGAAGAACUCUCCGACUGGCUUAUUGAGAGCACGGGGGGAAAGAUGCAGAAAGUCUACAUAAUGUGCUCAGGCUCGGAGGCAAUGGAAGCCGCCCUCAAACUAGCAAUCGAGUAUUUCACCUGGAUGGGCCAGCCAUCCCGCGUCAACAUCAUAGCCCGUGACCAAUCCUAUCACGGCACCACCCUCGGCUCGCUCUCCGCAUCGGGUCACGUCGCCCGGCGUGAGCCGUUCCGCGGCAUUCUCUUGCCAUCACGGUUCCACCACAUCCCGGCCUGCAAUCCCUACCGGCAGCGGCUCUCCUUGGCCGAAUCGGACGCGUCCUUCGUGGCGCGCAAGGCGGCCGAGCUCGAGGCCGAGUUCCAGCGGUUGGGCCCGACGACGGUGGCGGCUGUGGUGCUCGAGCCUGUAGUCGGCGCCGCGCUUGGCUGCGUCCCCGCCGUACCGGGGUACCUCGCCGCGAUGCAGGCCGUGUGCGUGCGCCAUGGGGCGCUGCUGGUUCUGGACGAGGUUAUGUGCGGGAUGGGUCGCACAGGGACGCUGCAUGCUUGGCAGAGUGAAGAGUUGGAGGGAGGAGGAGGAGAACGUUUGGCAACGACGGUGGUGCCUGACUUGCAGACAGUGGCCAAGGGGUUCGCCGGCGGCUACCAGCCCGCUUCGGCGCUCCUGGUCGGGGAAAAGGUGGCUGGCGUGAUGCGCCGGGAGGGCAAAAUGUUUACGCACGGUCAUACGUACCAGAAUCACCCUGUUGUGGCUGCGACGGCGCUCAAAGUGCAGAGAGUUGUGGAGAAGGAGAGGCUGCUAGAAAACGUUAGAGUCCAGGGGCGGUUGUUGGAGAGGCUGUUGAGGGAGCGUCUUGAGGGGCAUCCCAAUGUCGGAGAUAUCAGGGGGAAGGGGCUGUUCUGGGGAAUUGAGUUCGUCAGAGAUAAGAAGACCAAGGAGCCGUUUGAACCGGGCCAGCAGAUUGCACAGCGGGUGCAGAGAAUAGCCAUGAGGGACUUCAAGGUGCUAAUCUAUCAUGGCCAGGGGUGCGCUGGAGGCGGGCGGGGGGACCAUGUCAUGAUCAUGCCAGCGUAUAAUAUCUCCAGCAAACUGAUUACGGAGAUAGUAGAGAGAGUGGCACGUGCUGUGGAGGAAGUCUUUCGAUAG